Molecule: messenger RNA, 828 nt
Organism: Aaosphaeria arxii CBS 175.79
Lineage: Eukaryota; Fungi; Ascomycota; Dothideomycetes; Pleosporales
Exons: 1
Coding region: 1-828 (275 amino acids)
Source: RefSeq, a predicted model, not a curated record
AUGCGCCAGGCGUGGCUGUUGUAUGCGCUGCUUGCCCUCAUCGGUCUCUCGUCCGCCUUGAACAUCGAUGGCAUUGAGGCAUACCUUCACCAUGGCGUUGUCAAGCGUCAAGCCAGCACUGGAUCUCCAGGACGCUCAACUUCAUCAGACGACACUCCCCAGAGCACUCCAACACCAUCUUCUGAACCCGAGUCGACACCUACACCUACGCCUACCCCGACUCCAUCAAACACACCAUCUUCCACCCCCGAACCCUCGCAGACUCCCGAGCCGUCGUCGAGCCAGCAGCCCAGCAGCCGCCCGUCUGAGCAGAGCUCUGAACGCCCAUCGUCAACAGAAGCACCCAGCAGGAGCAGUGCCUCUAUCACCACACCCGUCGUAAGGACAUCGACACUUUUGGGAACCUCGGUCACUUCGUACUCUACUGUCUACACAACUAUCGUCGAUGGACAAACCCGCGUCAGCACCGGAAUUGCCCAGAGCACGGCGGUCUUCCCUACUGGUGAAGCCACCGUCACCGAAUCACCACUUCCUCAGAGCGGCAACGGAAAUGGUGGAGGCGGCGGUUUGACCGACUCCAACAAGAAGAUCAUCGGUGGUGUCGUUGGAGGUGUCGGAGGCGCGAUCCUUCUUGGUGGUCUUGCUAUUGUCUGGUGGCGUCUCCGCAACAAGAAGGCCCGCGUUGCCGAGGACGAUGAUGACUUCGUUGCCGGCACUGGCGCUGCUCUGGGCGACAAGACUCACAACAACAACGGAUCACCUUUCCAAUCCAACCUCGAACAAUACCACAACCCCGGUGGACGUCCAAACGCUGCAGCAAACUUCUAA